Mytilus trossulus (common blue mussel) is the source of this 558-nucleotide messenger RNA. RefSeq lists its product as uncharacterized. The coding region runs from base 1 to 558 and encodes 185 amino acids. NCBI's taxonomy places the organism in Eukaryota, Metazoa, Mollusca, Bivalvia, Mytilida, Mytilidae. The transcript has a single exon. The record is from RefSeq and is a predicted model, not a curated record.
AUGAUUGCAAGAGCAAGGACCCAUAGAGUCGUUAACCGCUUAAACCAGGAACCAAACUUAUUCAAAAUAUAUGGCGACAUAAUUAAAGAGCAGGAAAAACGUGGUUUCAUCGAAAAGGUAGGAGAGAAUGAGGACAAGCCACAGCGCAUACACUGCAUACCGCAUCACCCCGUCAAGACAGAUUCUACAACUACUCCGAUUAGAAUUGUGUAUGAUUGCAGUUGUAAAGAGAACACAAAAAGUCCGAGUUUGAAUGACUGUCUUCAUUCAUAUCCGCCGAUUGCAAAUGACAUAACAGAGCUACUAACCAGAUUUCGUACUCAGAAGUUUGCAGUGACAACAGAUAUCGAAAAGGCAUUUCUGCAAGUUGGACUUCAUAAAUCUGACCGUGAUGUAACUCGCUUCUUUUGGUUAAGUGACCAAACAGAUUCAACCAGUCCGUUUACAACUUAUCGUUUCAAGUCAGUCUUAUUCAGGGCUACAUGCUCACCAUUUAUACUGAAUGCAACUUUAUUAAAACAUUUUGAGGAGAAUCCUAGUCCAACAGCUUCAACGUAG